Messenger RNA from Aphis gossypii (cotton aphid), 5728 nucleotides. Its product is annotated as lysosome-associated membrane glycoprotein 5. Lineage: Eukaryota; Metazoa; Arthropoda; Insecta; Hemiptera; Aphididae. The transcript has 8 exons. Gene Ontology annotation, cellular component: membrane. The record is from RefSeq and is a predicted model, not a curated record. The coding region runs from base 827 to 1786 and encodes 319 amino acids.
CUUUGAAUUACGAAUCUCGCUGUGGACGGACGUUUUAAAACGUUAGGCCGCUCAGGGGUGUUACCCGCGUCGAUACACAAAGAGUCGGCGUUUUUUUCCCACCGAAAUUUUCGCCCAUCCACUCGGCUCGCCGAACACAUCGCACACGCCGCCGCGGUCGUCGCGCCACCGCACGCGCAGUUUCAUCCAAGCGCACCAACACCACUGUCUGUCGUUGCCCUCCCCGCGCGUCGCUUGGAUAACGAUUCUAAUUUGCCCCAUUGCCGCCGCAACCUACCCCAAAACCGUUUGCCCGACAAUAACUCAGAGUAUAUAACGAUAUUACGACUAUAUUAUAAUGUCGCGGAUUCCGUCGUUCUAUUUUACCGCCACACAAUAACAGCAUUUAAACCAUCAUCAUCAUCAUCAUCAUCAUCGUCAUCGUCGUCACCGCCGCCGCCGUCGCCGUCGCCGCCUCCUCCGUUACCGCCCACCCCCCCCCCACGCCGACGGGGCACCACCGCCGUCGUUGCCACGAUCGUCGUUCGAUCGACGACAGAUUCCGUGCGAACGGUACACGCACUCACACACACGUACACGCUUGCGCGCAAACACGCGGCACACGCGCGCACGCGCCGCGCACACGAGCGCGCUGGGCACGAACACACGGUAAGCUCACACGCACCUGACGCCGAGCGGCGAGCACCACACGCCACUCGCACACGCACGUUACACCGGACCGGUCGACGGCCGCCGCGCGAUAUCCGACUCAGUCGACGGACGCAGCUUGCACCGGUACCGUCUCGAGAGCCAACCACCCCCGUCGGAGUAAACACGCGGCCGCACGAUGUCCGUCGCCCGCCAGUCGACCACGUUCCGAUGCAUUUUAUUUACUGCAGCAAUUAUUGUGAUAUUUAAUCAUAUUCUCGUCGCUCCAAUGAAUGCCUUACAAAUUAAUGAACAAAAUAACUCAAGACGAUAUCCAAUUAAUACAUUUCAAAAAAUGAAACGUUUAUCGGACGAAAGCUCACUAGAUCCCGUGUCGAACGCAGACGAUGAAACUCAGAGAUCAGUCCGAAAAAGCGCUGUUUUGUAUAAUAAAGCUGAAACUACAACAACAACUCAAUCAAAUAUUGUUGCGUCACUUUUCAGACUAAAUGAGGAAGAAGGUAAUACGUGCAUUCUGUUGAGGGUAGAUGCUGUCAUAGAAGUUAAGUUCAAAACUAAACUAGGUUCUGAAGACCAAACUGAUCUCUAUGUUCCUGACGACGCAGAAGUAACUGGCGAUUGCAGCAAUGAAGAUGAUGCAACAUUAAUACUGAAAUGGAAAAAUUUCGUCUUUACUUGGUACUUUACAAAGACUCUUGGAGGAGAAAGAUGGUUUGUAAAAGCACUGGAACUCGAGAUAAAUACAGCUGAUAAACAUUUCGAUCAUAUUAAAACCAAAGAUAAAAUUGUACGCCUGUCAACAGUAUCCAGUUAUGGUACACUGCUGUUCAUGACACCAGUUGGACAGUCAUAUUCGUGUCAAAAAGAAAUUAGCGUGGUAUUGAGUGAUCAAAACGUUCCUACGAUGAAAGGAUACGUAUUGCUCAGAGCAUUUACAGUGCAGCCGUUCAUAUUCAAAAAUAAUGAAUUUGGACCCGCUUACCAGUGUUCAUCGAUUGGUGCUGGCGCUAUGCGGAAUGAAACCGUACCAUUCAUAUUCGGAAUCACUUUAGCGGCUGUCGCCGUACUUACAGUUGGUGGGUAUGCGGUGUUCAGACACUUCAAAAUCAAGAAAGUCCAGUACGAUACCAUGGAAUAAAUGAUUUGAAGCAUGGGAAACUCUAGAUGUGUUGAACAAUUGGAAUUUUGUUUAAAUAUAACGUUUAAUGAUAUCGUUUUUCAAUUGUUUUGAUCAAACAGCAAUAAUCGCAUAGACGACUUUUUUAUUUUAUGAUAUAGUUUAUAAUAUAAUAAUUUGAUUAGGCCAUUACUUGAUACUGCAAUGACACAUUUUUGUGUGAUUAUUUUUUCUUUUUAGAGUUUUUGUACUGUCGAUUUAUAAAAUAAUAUUCGACGUACAACUUUAUUUAAAGUGUAAAUUUCAAGUAACUAUUUGAUAAUUAUUAUAAGUAUCUAUUAUCUAAGCAUUAAUAUUACAAGCUUGACUAAUUUGACAUGCAUUAUCUAUCAUAUUUUUUUCAUUUUUUUUUUUGGCCCACAUAACCAUUUACUUGACAUAGAUUUUUUCCCAUAUUUUUUUUAAAAAAUAUUUUUAGUCGUUUUAUAACGUAAAAACGUAAUUCUAAAAACUUAAUUAUAUUGAGUCUAGAUAACUUGAUAUCUAUGUUUAUAUUUAUUUUAUAUUUUUUAACAUUAAUUUAUAUAUGUAUAUAUACAUAGUAUACCUAAUAAGUAAAAAAUAAUUCAUUACUGAAGUAUUCUUUUUCAUUAAUUUAAAAAAAAAUCCAUUUAUAUUAUUAUAUUAUCAAUUUAUUAAUUAACCAAUAUCAAAUAUAAUAUUAGCUAUAUACUAUAACUAUUUCAUUUUUAGACAUUUUAAAAAUCUCAUUAUUGAUGAAUAUUUAUUUGUUAACCUUAUCCCAUUAUAUAGUUAAUUUUAUAUUAUUCAACUUAAAAAGUUUAAUAAAAAUUAUUAUUAUAGGUAUGUAUUUUUAUUUUUAUUAUUUAAUACAUAAUCUAAUAUUGUAAUAGUGUAAAUGAAUAGGAAAUUUUUGUUAUAUAAAAACAUAUUGAGUUAGUUUUGUUUUUAUUCAAUGUAUUAACAAUGGUUUUACACUUUAAACGUAUUUGUGUAAAAUACAAGAAAAACUAUUGUUAUUUAGAAUGUCAAUUACCCACAUAAUAUGCUUUUGUUUCAACAAUUUGUACGUAAUAACGCAUUGAGUAAUGGAUUGAUUUUCAUGAAAUCUUUUAGGACUAAAAUAGUUUUGUAGUAGGUAAUACAAAUUACUUACCUAUGUGACAUCUAUAUUAGUUUAACCUUAAUUGACUGUUCAUUACAACAUUAUCCAUAAUAAAUAAAUUAGCAAUAUUAUUAUAUAAAAAUUCUAAAAUUAAUUUAGUGUAUAAUGCAUUUAUAUUUAUUUUAUUUUAGGAUACAAGAUUUAAUUGUAGUAAGCAAUAUUUAUGGAGCUCUUAAUAUUUUAUAUUCUCAUCAGUAAUUAAGUUUAAAGUUUUUAUUUUACAUAGGUAGUAAGUCUCAUUUCAUAUAUCAUUAUUCUGCUUUAUUAUAUCUUAAUUUUAACUAGGUCAUAGAUUGUCUUUUAUUAUAUUUUAACAUUAAGUUAUUGGUAUAAAAAAUAUAAACUGAUUUAUGACACAAUCACUACCCACUACCCAGUAAACAUUGAAUAUUAGGUGAAUCGACAUUUUAAAAUUUAAAACUAAGAAAUACUAUCAUUUUAUUAAAAAUUAAAUCGGGAAUGCAAUAUUUUAGUUAAAUAUUUGAUAUUAUUAUCAUUAAUUUUAUUAUUUAGUAUUGUAAGUGUGUACAGUCUUAAAUAUAACGCCCAUUAUCAAUGUGUUCUUAUUAAAUACAUUUUGUAGAUCAUACUGAAUUUAGAAAAUGUGUAGUCAUCUGGUGAGGAGUAUUAAAAAAAUAAAUAAUAAAAUAAAAUAAAAUAAUAAUAGGCUAUAAGGAAAACAAAAUUGUACCUAAAACUUGAUUCUUAAAAAAAUAAAAAAUAAUAAAAAACACAAGAUUUGCGUUUGUUAUAAGGACCAUCAUUAGUAUAUUAUUAGUUCAAUGUAAGGAUUAUGUUACUGUGUUCGUAAUAAAUAAUAUUCGGAUAAAAUUAAAAAUCUCUUAUCCAUUUUUAUACCCACAUGUUACAUUUAUUACAUAUCAUCGUUCGAUUCUUCUCGUUAUUAAUUUAUAUAAUAUUAUCAUACACAUCAGUAUAUCGCUUAUUUAUACUAUAUGAUACUUAUAACUAGUAUAUUUUUAUUUUAGUUUUUUUAAUUACCCACUUUUUUCUACCGAGUACACUAUAAGUAAAUUCAAUAAUAAAUGAAAACAACCAUAAAUCAAAUUAAUUAAUUAAUUUUCAUAUAAAACUGAUAAUUAUAAUAAUACAUUUUAAAACCAUAAUAUUUUAAAUAAAAACGACUUACUUCAAUAAUAUUACAGAUUAUACAGUAUACUUACUUAACCAUAUAAAAAUAUAUCACUUAACACUGCAUGCAAUUUUUGAUUAGGGCUUGAAACAAAAACAUUUUUUCUAAUUAAAAUUUAUCUGUUUUAUAUAUUGGUAUUGAUUAUUUUUCCAAUUUUGAUUUCGGUUGAAUAUCGAUUUAAUCUCUGAUUUUUAUUAACAGAAAAUUAAUCCUUCAUAACCUCCGAGUAAAUUAAUUUAUAUAGUUAAAUUAUUUAUAAUGAUAAAUACCUGUCAAAAUAAAAUAAUUAAAGAAAGAAAUGCAAAUAUCUGCUUAAAAAAUUUUAACAAAUUUUUGAUGUUUUUACAUAUCUUAAAAGGUUACAUCUUAAUGGUCAAACAUUUUAAAUUUCUCUAUACUAGUGUUAAUAUUACAUUUUUUAAAGAAAUUAGUGUCACAUCAUAUUCGUCAAUAAUAUGUGAUAAAUAUGAUUAUAUUCGAUACAUAUAAAUAUUAAAUACGUGCUUGAUGAUUUUGUUAAUAUCAGUAACUAUAACGUGUAAUUAAGUAUUGCAAGUAUUAAAAAGUAACAAAUUUUGAAAAUAUGUAUCUACUUACCUGCCCAUGAUUUAAUUUUAUAAUUGUUUUGUCGCUUAAAUUAUAAUCUAAUAGAUUUUUAUUCUUGAAUAUCAUAGUUAAUAAAAUACAUCGUAAUUAUUAACUUGUUGCAAAAAUAUUAUAAUUGAAUUAAUAGCAUUGAGUAGACUUCGUAUUUGUGAAAACUCAACGCUUAUGAUUAAAAUAUAUAUCAUUAUUAUUUAAAAUUAUUCUAAUAUUGGACUGUUCCACAAACAUACUAAUUGUAAUUAACACUAUUUUUGAUUGUUUAGAUAAUUCAUUUAAGUGUUGCGGUUUGAUCGCCGUUUUCAUAAAUAUUUACUAAUGAUAAAAAUCAAUAUAACAAAGGUAUUAUAUUGUCAAUGAAAUGCAUAUCGACGUCCUCGUCUUCCAACACAAAUUUUAAGCAUUUUAAUAUUUUACUGUUUUUUUUUUUUAUAUAUAUUGUGAUUUAUUAUACUCGAGUGUCUUUUUCUCUCAUUUUUACGACGAUGAAUAGGUACUUAAUAAUAUAAUAGUUAUUAUAUUAUUAGUUUAUAAUCAUUGUUAUCAUAGAAGUUUAAUAGUUAUACUGUUUGUGUGUAGUUUAUUUAUUUAGCUGAGCUAUACUAUAGAUUUAUGAAUUACUAUAAUACUGUAAUAAUUAUUAUUACUAAUACUAUCACUAUGACUAUUAUUAUUGUUAUUAUUCGCAGUAGCAUAAUUAUAGUUAUCUAUUAUAUAUUUAUUAUUUUAUUUAUAAUAUUAUAAUUCUAAAUUAUUAUUUUUACAAUUAAUACUAUUAUUAUUGUUUACACAAAUUAUUACUGCAAUAAUAAAUUUCACAUUUUAAAAUGUGUUUUUGUCAUUGUAAACUUUUAAAAUUUUAUGAUAAAUAAAUAUUUAAGCCCUAGAAGUUUUAAAUUAAAAACAUCUUUACAAAUGUGUAGCGUAUGAGUUCUACUUGAACAAAAUGUUAGUUAAAAUGUUAAAUCCACGAUGUCACGAUUAUUGAAUGAGAAUAAAAAUACAAUAUACUAAGUAUAAA